Molecule: messenger RNA, 7800 nt
Organism: Caretta caretta (loggerhead turtle)
Lineage: Eukaryota; Metazoa; Chordata; Testudines; Cheloniidae
Gene: LONRF3
Product: LON peptidase N-terminal domain and ring finger 3
Molecular function (GO): protein binding; metal ion binding; ubiquitin protein ligase activity
Source: RefSeq, a predicted model, not a curated record
CGGUCGCCGCAGCCCCUGCCCCUGCCCCUUGGCAGCCCAGCCGCGGGGCCCUGUAGAGCGGGCCCGGACCAUGGGCUCCCACCCGCUGCUGCCGUUCGAGCUGGCGGCCGAGCUCUGCGGCAGCCCGCUGCAGGUGGAUGCCCCGAGCCUGGUGCCCGAGUGGCAGGUGCUGCUCAAGCGGGCCGACGCGCUGGCCUACGGGGGCCGGCUCCACGAAGCCUGCCAGCUCUACCAGCUGGCCUCCCGCCACCAGCAGCUGCGGGCGGAGCAGCUGGAGAAGCUGGUGGAGUGCCUGGCGCAGGGCGUGCGGCUCCGGGAGCAGCUGCCCGCCUGCUGUAGCGGCGGGGGCAGCCUCCUGCAGCCCCGGGACUGGGAUAUCUUCAGCUGUCGCAAAUGCCAGGGCUUCCUCUUCGAGCCCGUCUCUUUGCCUUGCGGACACACGUUUUGCAAAAAGUGCCUGGAGCGGGAGAGGGCCACCGAGACCCGCUGCGCCCUGUGCAAGGAAGAAGGGGGCUUGGCGGCCGGGCAGCACCUCCGCGUCAAUGUCAUCCUCAGCAACCUGCUGGCCAAGUGGUUCCCCGGCCAAGUGACGGCAUCGCAGCUCAGGCACGAAGGGAACCUCUUAUAUAAGGAGAAGAAGCUGCAGGCUGCCCUGCAGAAGUACAAUGAAGCAGUCAGCCUCGCUCCAAAUGACCAUUUAUUAUAUAGCAACCGGUCCCAGAUUAAUUCUACUUUGAAAUCUUAUGAAGAUGCAUUGCAUGAUGCAGAAACAGCAUGCAGGCUCCAACCGUAUUGGUCAAAGGGUCACUUAAGGAAAGGACAAGCAUUAGCUAAUGUGGGCAAAAUAGAAGACUCUUUAAGAGAGUUUCUGUUUUGCCUUGCCCUGGAUUUUGGGAACAGGACAGCUAAAUCAGAGGCUCAAAAGCUUCUACUUAGUUUAUUUUCACCCAUCCCGGGAAAUGCUCAGGAACACUUACCAGAUACCCUGCAGCUGUUGUCACCUCACCCUAGAUUGAAGGGGAACCUUCUAAAUUCAGUGGGAUCUGGAGACAGCAGCCAUAACUUACCAAGAUUGCUCAAGGUAAAUGUGGAACAGAAAAAGUGUUUCCCUGCUCAGGAAGAACAAAAAAUGACUGACUGUGGCAGUUUGAGAAAAUCCAUUCAGAUGAUAGAAAGUGUAAAAGGCUGCUCAGAAGAUGAGAACAAACAUGACUCCGCCCCAGAGUCUGCACUUCUCAUUUCUGAGAAAUGCAGCCUUCUGAAGAGAAAGCACUGCUCUGAGGAAGUGAGAAGUGCUGACGUGCCCUGCAAACUCAUGAAGAAAGGUACAAUUGAUGCCAAGGGCUCUAGUGCUGGGUGCCGCGUUCCAUUUGAAUUUGUGGACCCCUCUGACCUGGAUUGCUCUUUGUGUAUGAGGCUUUUUUAUGAACCUGUCACCACGCAUUGUGGGCACACCUUCUGCCUGAAAUGUCUUGAAAGAUGCCUAGAUCACAACCCAAAAUGUCCCCUGUGCAAAGAAGGUCUUUCUGAGUGCUUGGCUCUGAGGAAAUACUGCAAAACAGUACUGAUGGAGGAGUUAAUAGCGAAGUAUCUUCCAGAGGAACUCACUGAGAGAAGGAAGAUUUAUGAAGAGGAAAUUGCAGAGCUUUCCAACUUAAAUAAGAACGUUCCCAUCUUUGUCUGCACAAUGGCCUAUCCUACAGUCCCUUGCCCUCUGCACAUCUUUGAGCCAUGUUAUCGACUGAUGAUUCGAAGAUGCAUGGAGACUGGCACCAAGCAAUUUGGAAUGUGUAUCGGUGAUCCUAUCAAGGGGUUUGCUGAUUAUGGCUGCAUUCUGGAGAUCAGAAAUGUUGAAUUCUUUGCUGACGGUCGCUCUGUAGUAGACAGCAUUGGCAAGAGGAGGUUUAAGGUGGUAGAGCACAGCCAGCGUGAUGGAUACAACACAGCAGAUAUUGAGUACAUUGAGGAUCAGAAGGUGCAAGGAGAGAGCUAUGCUGAGUUACUUGUUCUACAUGAUUCUGUAUAUGAUCAGGCUUAUAUGUGGUUUAACUCACUCAAACAAGCACUCAAGAGUCGAAUUCUCAGUCAUUUUGGUCCAAUGCCAGCUAAGGAUCCUGACCCACAGGCUAGCCCCAAUGGCCCUGCGUGGUGCUGGUGGGUCCUUGCUGUCCUUCCACUUGAGAGUAGAGCUCAGCUUCCGUUUCUUGCCAUGAAAUCCCUGAAAGACCGCUUGAAUGGCAUCAGACGUGUCCUUACGUUUAUGUCCCAUACACGGUCACGAUGAUGCGGAGAACCAGCUGUGAAGCCUCUUGCAAUACUGGACUGGAGUUUCUCUUGUAACUAUAUCUGACUGCAAUACUGUCUUAUGGAUUUGUGUGUCAAAACAGGACAAGUUUUGAAGUCUAACUUUCAAAGGAAAUAAAAUAUGAAGAGCCAAGGAUAUUUACAGAUCAUCCAGUAGUAUCCAUUUGAUCUCUGAACUUUCUUGAGACGAGUAUUCAAUUGUUGCACUGCUAGGCUAUUAUCUGUUAUAUAACAGAACAAAGUGGUCUUGUUUGCCAUAAACCUUUUGAAAGUUUGAGGUGAGUUUCCUGUAGUACUAAAGGAAAUCUGUGCGGUUUAAUGUGAAAAAGAAAUACUGAUAGUGUUAAAGCAUUAUUUCAAUGAACUGCAAAGUCUUUUAUUCCAAAUGGUUCAGGUUUAUAUAGCAUUGUGUAUUAUAAUGUCCACAACUUCUGUUUGAUCAUUUAUUUUUGCACUAUGUCUUUUUUGGUUUCCAAAUGUAUAUUUGUAAUUAUUUGUGUACAUUCUCUACACAGAAAGUAAGCUGCUCUAUUUAUUUAUGGUGUCUUACCAUGUAUGAAUGACUAGGGGAAAAGAUAUUAAGAAUACACAAGCUACUACUUCGGUCAUUUUUUCAAUACAUUUGUGUUUUGAGUACUUUGAAUGUUUUUCUACUAUCUCCAGUGAUCUAUAUUCUAAGAAGGAUUGCCCCCAACACAGCCAGCCAUGAAUAUGCAGGCUUUGUCUGAAAGAGUUCAUUGUUGCUGGGUAGAGUUUGAUCCUACAAUCUUAACUGGUCCCCAAUCAAGCAAAGCACUUCAGCAUAUGCUUAAGUGUAUUUGGGGCUUUGGGUAAUAAACUUCAGUGGGCUUUGCCCAGAGAGAUGACUGAAGGAUCCAGCCAUUAAUUUUGCACAAUAUAAAGAGUAGCACUAUGCAGCAGUUUGCAGUGAAAUGUUGUAUUUGAAUUGCUAUGAGAGUAUUGCAGCUACCUACAAACACAAUGCAGGAGCUGAUAGGUGUAAAGCAACCUUUCACAAAAGAGAACUAGAGAGGGGUAUUUCACUUCAGGUUGAUAUAAAGAAUCUCUAAUAACCCUUUUACAUGUUAAGAUCUUAUGUUUGUAGUUAAUAUUAUUUUUUGCUAUGUAGGGCUCCAGGAGGGCUCACAAGAAGGAAGGUAUUUUAAUAAACUUUCUAUUUAUUCCACCUCCACCUCCAGAUUUUUCCAUUAGCCACAAGUCUCUACCUGAUCUUUGUGUCUCCUGUCAGACUGAGCAGCUUGAUAGCUAAUGGUUAAAACCCCAAAGGCAAUUGAAAACUGGGUUUCACUUUUUCUGCAUCUUUUGCACUGUGUAAGAUUUUGGGCCUGAUCUUGCUUCCAUUAAAGUCAGUUGGAGUUCUGCUAUGGACUUAAGUGGGAGCAAGUUUGGGUCUUUGUAUCUAAGCUAUGGAUCUCUCUUCAGAGAGCAAGUAGGAUGGAUGAAAAUUCAUGAUAUUGCCCAGAAUAGUGUUUAUUAGUGCAUACCCUUCUGGAAAAGUCCUGUAGAAUUUAAUAGACUAUUGUCUUCUUUCCAUAGGCUUUUAAAAUCAUUUUAGUUUGAGAUAAUUUAUUUUAUUUCAGUUUUAUAGUUUUGAGUAAUUUAUGAACCCUGUUAAGUUUCUGUAGAAUGUAGUUUUUCAUCCUUAUUAAAUUCUACGGCACUCUUCUUUAAGUGCCGUAGGAACAAAUUGUCUCACGUUUCAGUAUUCCAUCUAGUGAGGCAGAUUGAAAGUAUAUUUUGUUGUUGCUUUAGCUACCUUGUAAAUACUACAGGAAACUCAUUUCCAUGCUGUUAGUUUGCUACACUUUUCUGUGGAUGGUACUGUGCCUGUUUGUGAGAAUAAUAUAUGUACAGGGCUUCUGUUUUGGGGGUUUAUUAAUUUCAUUUUUUGGCAUUUGUUUUGAGUUCUAUGUAGAUAUCCAAAAAUGGGGCUUUUCUCUUUGUAUAUACACUUAGUACGGUUUCAAACAGCAUUACAUUAGCAGGCACUAGGGAACCUUUUAGUGUGAAUCAACUGGGUCUAUGCAGACCAAUUAGUGUGCAAUAUACUAGUGAACUUCAGAAAUCACACAUCCCUAGUUCACAUUAAUGCUCUGUGUUGGCAAAUCCUUACAAGCCAAUGAGCAGGGACAUCGCCUAUAUAAACAAACUGCACUAUGAAACAGGUGAAGUCAACAUGAAUUGAGUAACCAUUUCCAAUUUCUUUUUUAAUUGCGAUGUUUUAUCCAUGUCUAUUAAAAACCAAAAAUCGGAAGCCUUACAUAUGUAUUAUGUACACCUGUUUUAAACUGUAAAAUGCACAGUGGCUGCUGUCUGCAAUGGCAUCUGUGUCUUCAUAAUGAAGAAAACAGAUGAGUCACUUCCAGAGUGACUUCUCAUCUCAGUUGCAGGUGAUGUCACAGUAAAUGUAGUUCUGACCGAAGCCAUUUCUGUAUUAGUAAUGUAUAACUUGAGACCAGUCCUGCUUCCAUACAAGUCAGUAGGUGUUUUUGGUCCUCACAUCCGUGGCAGCAGGAUUCAGUCUUUAAGUAUGUUGUAUUUUGGGGCUGUUUUCUCGCUGAUUUUUUUUUUUUUUGCUCUUUUCUGCAUGCUAGAACUUCUGUUACACAUUCAUGUUACUGGUUCACAGGUAACUAUGGAGAGUCCUUUACACUUGACAAUGCCUAUUUUUAAAAUAGGCCAGCCCUUUCCAUCACCCUCAGUGAGUUGAGACCACCACGUUUCAACUCUUUUGGAGUGAAUUACAGAACAUCUACCAGUUUCUACAUACACCACUGUGUAGUGUUUAUUUUUGAGAUACAGUAAAUUUGGCAUCUUUUCUGAAAUGUGAGACAAUAGCUUUAACAGUCACUUAAAUUUUAUAUACUAUGUUGAUCUGAUAGUAUACUUAUUAUUCUUACCAUCAAGUUGUGCCCAGAACUAGGUGUACUAACCUACUAUAGAAUAAAAACAAACUCAAAAGUAUUGAUCAAGUUUUGACUGCACACCAAAUACAAGCUUGGGUUCAUAGUUCUUUAAUAGCAUAGGGUAAAAUUUGCCCCUAUGUAGCAAACCCAUUUAAAUCCCAUUUAACCCCUGUUUUGGGGUUUAAACAACAUGUAUGCUUUUUGCUGGUCGUUCACACAGGUUAAACUUUCACUGGAGCUCAAUUCAGCAGACUUGAAGUCACCAGCAAAAGUUUGAUUUCAGGGGGGAGUUUGGUCCCCAGUGACAAUCAAAUGAGAGAAAAAAGCUCAAACCAUAGCUGAAUGAAAGCCAUCUGCCAUACAAAUAUUGUAGGGCAAGCCAAAAAGCAGCCCGAGCAUGGGUUUCCUGAAAGUUUUAGUCAUUUACAUUUGUUUGAUAUGAUGACUUUGUUCAUUUGCGACCUUCACCAUUUGAGAUGUGAUUAGUUCAAAUGCAUGAAAAUAACUUAAUAUCGGUCAUGUCAUUAUGCCACAUUCCUAGGUAGGUGGAGGGACAUAAGUCAAAUUUCUUCAGUAAAUUUGUUUUCAUGACACUAAGUACAAGGCAGACUCAAGCUAAAUGACUCCUUCCUGCUUAGUGCACUACUUCAUCUAACAACAAAAAACGAUGAUGGGAAAACAUGAAUGGGGGGGGGGGGGAAAUACAGUAUUUCUCUUGGCCAGCUCAACUUGGCCAAAAAACUAAAAAUGGGUGAGAACGGAACAGAGUAGAUAGAGCCUGAUUCUGAUCUCAUUGACAUGUGUAAAUCGGAAGCAACUGCACUUAAGGCAAUGGAAUUACACCAGUAUAAAACUGAUGCGAGAACAGACUCAAGCAAAAGGUUCAGCAGACCCUGCUGGAAGUCAGACCUGGUUAGCCUCAUGGUGGUAGCACUGGAGUUCCCUUUUCUUGAGUGCUAUUUUUUUUAUUAGCUGUUAAGCUGACAGCUGGGAUUUCUCAUUGCAAAGUGGCUGGUCCGUGCUUGGGCUACCCCUCUGUCCUAUAUGAGUAUUUAUUAGCCUUUAGAGCGUGUAUGAACCACUAAUUUGUUAAUCCAAUAAUUUUAAUCUUGGUAAAAAUGGAGUUUGACAGAUUUGUAUUUACUGGGUCUGAAUCUGUUAUAGAUAGUGAGGUAUAGAGGUUAGAGAGCAUUUAUAAACUGAAGUUUUAUAUUUUGGAUAUGGUCACUCAAUCAUUUCUUUGAUACUGGAAUUUUACCAGUGUUUAAACUAGUUAAUGAGGGCCACAGGUACAUUUUCAAUGCCUUGUUUUUUGGGGGGUAGUGGAGAGAGUGAUUCAUGUAGCUUUUGUGAAAAUAGGCAAAACAUCUAUCUAAGUAACCUGAGUCUAGUUUGUGCAAAAUUCAGUAGGAAUUAUAUGCAUUUAGGGUCUGAGACAAUUGUGUCAAUAGACUCGCAUUGACUUCAUUAGGGGGUUGGAUCAAGCCCACAAAGACUGCAGGCUCAAGAAGAAUGCAGAAAAGUACCUUUGUAAAUGAAAUCCUCUGCCAAGAUUUGCAGGAUAAAUAUUGCCAAUAUACGAGAAACCAGAUUGUUUAAUACAGGAUUUAAUUCUUAAAUGGCUGAUGCACAAAAGCUGAACUAUUACACUGAGGUCUUGUCUACAUGGCAGUGCAGUGGUAACUACAGCGGUGUGAACUGUAGAGUAUGCUCUCAUGGUCCUAUGUAGACCCUCCUGGUGUGAACUAGAAAGUACCUAGUUAGCGCUGCUGUAGCCCUAUUUGAAACAGGGCAAGUACUACUUAGUUCACACUAGCAGGGUAUACAGGGGUCAGAGCACAAGUUAGCAUAUUCUGCUGUUCACACCCCUGUCAUUAGUACUGCCCUGCAGUGUAGACAUGCCCAGAGUUAUACAUGCACGUAUCAUGUACAGAAGUGCUUACUAAUAUCUGAGGAGUUUUCAUAGGGUCUAAAUUAACCCUCAAAUAGAAGUGCCUGUAUUUCUGUGUUGCUGGUUGCCAUUCUUAAUCUUCAAUCAUAGCCUACCCCCCCACCCCUUUUUAAUUCUUGACAGCAGAUUGGAGGAACACAAGUUUACAGAGCAGUACUGUGGCAGAAACAAUGUAAUCGUUUUACAUAUAUCUACUGGAAGAAAAAAAGCCGGUGGAAAAAUCAUUUAAGAUAUCUUCAUGUGAUGCUGUAGACUUGUCCUAUUUAAUACCAUCAAGCUAUGUGGUUAUUAGAGAGCCAGAAAUAAAAUAUCUAUCAAGUCAUUUUAAAUAGUGACAAAUUUCUUUGGGGGCUUGUGUAUUCUACUUGUGUGUAAAGCAUCCUUUUAUUUUUCUUGCACUAAUGAACUUGAAGUGAAAUUAAAUUCAAUUAGUCAUUGAACAGCAGUACUAUUCCACUACCUCUACGUAAGUUUGACAUCUUUUUUUUCCCAUUCAUGUUAUGUUCAAGAUAUUAAUUUCAUAGUUCUGUCAGCCUAUGUAUCCAGUAGUACUAAUUAUGUUGUAUGGACAUAAGUCUGUAUGGAUACUUGUUUGCUAAUUAAAAUUUGUGUUCUUUA